Molecule: messenger RNA, 1647 nt
Organism: Saccharomyces kudriavzevii IFO 1802
Lineage: Eukaryota; Fungi; Ascomycota; Saccharomycetes; Saccharomycetales; Saccharomycetaceae
Gene: ALG11
Product: alpha-1,2-mannosyltransferase ALG11
Exons: 1
Coding region: 1-1647 (548 amino acids)
Biological process (GO): protein N-linked glycosylation
Cellular component (GO): endoplasmic reticulum membrane
Molecular function (GO): GDP-Man:Man(3)GlcNAc(2)-PP-Dol alpha-1,2-mannosyltransferase activity
Source: RefSeq, a predicted model, not a curated record
AUGGAUGGGGCUUGGACAAAUUACAAUUUGAAAGAAAUCAAAUCGCAUUUUGGGUUCAAGAAGUAUGCCAUAUCGUGCUUGAUAGUAUUGUAUGGACUAGUCAGGGUUUUCACGUGGAUCUUUCGUCAAUGGGUGUACUCCAACCUGAAUCCGUUCUCCAAGAAAUCCUCACUGCUGAAAAGAGCUACUGCUACCUGUGGCGAAAAGAACGUCAAGUUUUUUGGGUUCUUCCAUCCGUAUUGUAAUGCUGGUGGUGGUGGAGAGAAAGUUUUGUGGAAAGCCGUGGAUAUUACUCUGAGGAAAGAUGCCAGGAACAUCAUUGUAAUUUAUUCUGGUGACUUUGUGAACGGAGAGAAUGUUACUCCAGAAAAUAUCCUGAAUGAUGUGAAAGUGAAAUUUGACUAUGAUUUGGAUUCCGAUAGGAUAUUCUUCAUUUCGUUGAGAUUAAGAUACCUAGUGGAUUCUUCGACAUGGAAGCGCUUUACUUUGAUUGGACAAGCUAUUGGGUCAAUGAUUCUGGCAUUCGAAUCCAUUAUUAAAUGUCCACCUGAUAUAUGGAUCGACUCAAUGGGGUACCCUUUCAGUUAUCCCAUUGUAGCUAGGUUUUUGAGGAGAAUUCCCAUCGUUACAUACACUCACUAUCCGAUAAUGUCACAGGAUAUGUUAAAUAAGCUAUUCAAAAUGCCCAAGAAGGGUAUCAAAGUCUAUGGUAAGAUAUUAUACUGGAAACUCUUCAUGUUAAUUUAUCAAUCUAUUGGUUCCAAAAUUGAUAUUGUAAUUACCAACUCAACAUGGACGAACAACCAUAUAAGACAGAUUUGGUCAUCCAAUACGUGCAGAAUCAUAUAUCCUCCAUGUUCUACUGAAAAACUGGUCGAUUGGAAGCAAAAAUUUGGCGGAGCUAAGAGUGAAAGGUUGAAUCAAGCAGUGGUGUUGGCACAAUUCCGUCCUGAAAAGCGCCAUAAACUAAUUAUUGAGUCGUACGCAAACUUCCUGAAGAGACUACCGGAUUCCAUACCGCCAUUUAAGCUAAUAAUGGUGGGGUCUACCAGAUCCAAGGAAGACGAAGAUUAUGUCAAAAGUUUACAAGAUUGGUCUGAUAACUACCUAAAGAUCCCUAAAAACUUACUAUCGUUCGAAAAAAACUUAUCCUUUGAUAAGGUUGAGAUCUUGCUAAACAAAUCUAAGUUUGGCAUCAAUGCCAUGUGGAACGAGCACUUUGGAAUUGCAAUCGUAGAGUAUAUGGCUUCUGGUUUAAUCCCCAUAGUUCAUGCUUCGGCUGGUCCAUUAUUAGAUAUAGUCAUUCCAUGGAGCUCCAACGGAAAUGUUACAAAGGUCGAGCCGCAAUGGAAACUACAAAAGGAAUAUUUUGUCAGCUUCAAAGAUGACAAUGAAACGACGGGUUUUUUCUUUAAAGAGGAAAGCGAUCCUGAUUAUAACCCAGAUAAGGAUCCUCUAAGAUACCCCAAUUUGUCUAAACUCUUUUCACAGAUGAUGAAAUUGGACGAUGACUGCCUAAGAGUGAUGAGCGCAAGAAAUCAACAGUAUUCAUUAUAUAAAUUUUCCGAUUUGAAAUUUGACAAAGAUUGGGAGGAUUUCGUACUGAAUCCAAUUGGUAAAUUGGUAGAAGAAGAAGAAAGAGGUUGA